CCGCCUGGGCGCCAGAGGCCGCUGCUGAUAGGGGGACAGGCCGCCAAUGGCAGCCCCCGGAGAAGAGGAAGCCUCUGAGGCGUGUGGGACGACAGGCCACGUCUGCGCGCGGAGAGGCGCCAGAGAGCGAGUCCUGAGAGCGGAGGCGGGGGGCGCAGCAAGUGACUGCGAAGGAAUGGCCCAGCAACAGCCAGCCCCGCGGAGCUCCCGGCAGCCCGCGUACAUCCACGCCCUGCCCGCCUGCGUGCUGGAGGACUUCUGCCAGAAGAUGGACUGUCUGAACGACUACGACUGGAUGCGCUUCGCCUCCUAUGUGAUAACUGAUCAGACAGAGCUGCGGAAAAUCAAGUGCAUGGAGAAGACGGGAAUCAGCAUAACGAGAGAGCUCAUGUGGUGGUGGGGAGUGAGGCUAGCAACAGUCCAACAGUUACUGGAACUUCUCCAAGCACUGCAGCUCUACCGAGCAGCACAAGUAAUUCUGGACUGGGUAUCUGUCUCUGAUAUUACUAAUCCUGCCAGAGUGCCAUUAGUGUCACCUAAACAGGAGAACAUACUCUGUUAUCCCACAGAAAACAAAAAUAAAGCCAAAGAAAAUGAGAUUGGACCAUCACCAGACUUACCACACUUGCAUGUGUUAGCAGCACCUAAUCCAGUUUCUGGAGGAAUCUCAGACUCACUCCCCUAUCCACUACCUCCCCCAGAGGACCUUAUGCACUCCCUACAAUCAAAUCCUCCUCGUUCAUCGAGUGUGAAGCCCUGUGGUUCUUCCACUCCUCAGCAGGAACCGAUUGCUCAUCUCCCUAGUGGGAGCCUUUUGUGGACCCAGGGGGAAGUGAUAAAUGCUACCAAUGGUUUCAGUGAGGAGAACCGAAUUAAUGAAGGUAUUUUUGCUGAGGUCUACAAAGGUCAGAGAUACAAUGCAGUAUACGUCAUUAAAAGGCUCAAAGAGAUGGAAUGUGCAAGCCAGAAUUCAACACGAAGAUUCUUUCAUACAGAAGUACAGAUUUGCUUUCGGUGUUGUCACAUUAACAUUUUACAACUAGUGGGUUUCUCGCUAGAAAAUGGAUAUCACUGUCUGAUAUACCCCUACAUGGAUAAUGGAUCACUUGAAAACAGACUACAGUGUCAAGUUGGUUCCAUUCCAUUAACAUGGGAGAAACGCAUCACAAUUUCUAUAGGACUUAUCCGAGCCAUUCAGUAUCUCCAUAAGUUUGGGAUUCUGCAUGGGAAUGUCAAGAGCUCCAAUGUUUUGCUGGAUGAAAACUUCACACCAAAACUUGGACAUUCAGGUCUCCGACUAUAUUCUGUGGAAAAAAAAUCAGACUAUGCUAUGAUGAAAACCAAAGUUUUACAAGCUUCUCUCACUUACCUGCCAGAAGAUUUUGUCAGGCAUGGACAGCUAACACAAAAAAUUGACAUCUUUGGUUGUGGAAUAGUUUUAGCAGAGAUGCUGACGGGCACUAAGGCAAUGGAUGAAGAAAGAACCCCUAUUUAUCUGAAAGAUGUAAUUGCUGAUGAAAUUCAAACCGCAAAAGCAAGUUCAUGCUCCAAGCACAAAACCUUUGAAAAUCUUGCUGCCAAAGAAAUAUGCUGUAAAUAUAUGGACAGGAAGGUGGGACACUUGCCAUCAGAAAUUGCUGUUCACUUUGCCACUGCCAUCUGCCUUUGUCUGCGGAAAAAGAAUCCUGACAUAGCAGAGGUGCAUGAAAUGAUGGAAAUGGCUGAACAUAAAAUUAGAGAUCACAGCCUUCUUGAAGGCAGCACUUUUUCUGGAUUCUCCAUUAAUACCCCAGAAGAAACAGAUGACGAGACAGCUAGUCACAAUUAUGGUUCUUCAGGUGAUAGCAGUGAGGACAGUGCAACAGCAAGGCCUCUGAAGUAUGUAAAUUCAUCCCCACCUUUACUAAGAGUCAUACCACCUGAAAUGUACAAUGAACAGAUGUCACGGGUCCCUUGCGAAUCGGAUGAAUCGAGUAGUUUUGUAUGGGAUCCUGAGGAGGGUUCUGCAUAUGGCCCACCUAGCAGUAGCUGUACUGAUCCAGAAAAUGCCACAUCCUCUCAUUCCGGGAGAAAUGCUGAAAUAUGUACUGGUGGCUUCCAAGAAGACUAUGUGGCAUCCAGUGAAAAUAAAAAGACUUUGGAAAUGGUAUCUCCUGCAGAAAGAAUGGUUUCUUCAACCAAUGCAAACCUUGACCCUUCAUGUUCUUCACAAGGAUUAGCCAAAGAAACUUCUUGGGAAAUAAAGAUCAAUGAUAAAAAAAAGAAGCUUAUGGAAAAUAUUUUACUAUAUGAGGAACAAAUGUUAAACAGCUCUGAACUCUUUGAAUCUCAGAUAUGACUGAAUUAUCAGCAGUGGCAUCUUGGAAGAAGAAGAAAUUGGGAAUCUUUUUCUGGUGGCAAAAUGGUAAAAGCUAAACCACACACUUCAUGUAAGGUUAAGUAGUAUGUUUUCAACAGACGUGUUAACUCUCUUUGGAGAAAAAGAAUAGCCACAUCUCAGUGGUUCCAAGAGAAUGUCUGUUACAGUGUGGAUUAAAGCAGAAUGCAACUUUUAUGAUCAGAAAAAUUAGCAUCGUCAUCUUUCUCCUUGCCUUACUGUGCUGAAAAAAAAUAAAAAUUGGCAAACUGAGACAAUUGCCUGAAUUGGCUUAGGGCAAGCUCUGUUUUGUACUGGACUUCAUAAAGCAUUUGUGUACAUUAUGUUUCUUUUACAAAAAAUUAGGAUCCUGGACACUCUACAGCAGGCAUUCAUUACAUACUAGUUGGCAGUACUCUAAUAUCCAUUGCAUCUAGCAUAUACACAGGGUGAUCAAUGGGAACUAUUUUCAUUUUUUCAAAACAAAGUAAAUAAAAAGGUACCUAGUUUCAUAUAAUCCUAUUCCACAUUCUCCAUUGCACUCCAUAUCCUAGAUGAUGUGAUGGAAAGGAAAGCAUAAGGAAAUAAAACUUUAUAAUAGGGAAAAAAGGACCUUCAGAACCAUAUAGCUCAGCUUUCUGCUGUGCAUAACUGCUAUUUCUGGGCCUGAUGUUUCUAAUAUAUACUUGGGGAAAAUUCCCAUUACAAUUUGAGCAAGCAAGGAAUGCAGGAUUGGGCCUGGUAUGUGAUUCUUCCCUUUGGAAUUAUGGAAAGAUGUAAUUUUCUUAGAUGUACAGUAAGGUCUCCACAUUCAAGUGCCUCUUGAGGACCUAGUUCUAUGAAGAUUUCCAAAGAAACUACCCCACUGACAAUGGUAGGAGGAACUGUGGUAGACUAUGUAUCUUUUUUUUUAAAAAAUUGCUCUUGUCCAAAUACUGCCUUGCCAAAGUGUGGCAAGGCCAAGUGUCAACUUGCAUGAUCUGCCCCAGUCUGCUACUUUUCAGUUGCCUAGGGUGUUUUGUAUGUUUUCUUUGGUCUUUUUAUUGUGCAUUCUUGCAUUGGUAGCAGAUUUGAGUGGGUGUCCAUUCAGGUAUAGCAGUCCAUCCACACAUUUAAGAACAUCAGAGUGGCCAUAGUGGGUGAGACCAAAGGUCCAUCUAGCCCAGUAUCCUGUCUUCCAACAAUGGCCAAUGCCAGAUGCCCCAGAGGGC
Molecule: messenger RNA, 3567 nt
Organism: Chelonoidis abingdonii (Abingdon island giant tortoise)
Lineage: Eukaryota; Metazoa; Chordata; Testudines; Testudinidae
Gene: IRAK2
Product: interleukin 1 receptor associated kinase 2
Biological process (GO): protein phosphorylation; signal transduction
Cellular component (GO): plasma membrane
Molecular function (GO): ATP binding; protein kinase activity; protein binding
Source: RefSeq, a predicted model, not a curated record